AUGGGUGUUACCAAAACUACUCUCAAGGAGGGCUCCGGCGCUCAGCCCACCAAAAACCAGACCGUCACCAUUGAGUACACCGGCUGGCUGAAGGAUCCCAGCAAGCCUAACAACAAGGGAAGCCAGUUUGACUCCUCCGUCGGCCGCGGCGAUUUCGUCGUCAAGAUUGGUGUCGGCCAGGUUAUCAAGGGCUGGGACGAGGGCGUCAUGCAGAUGAAGGUUGGCGAGAAGGCCCUUCUCGACAUCACCUCUGACUAUGCAUACGGUGAUCGUGGAUUCUCUCCCGUCAUCCCCCCCAAGUCUGAUCUCCUCUUCGACGUCGAGCUGAAGAAAAUUGCCUAA
Molecule: messenger RNA, 342 nt
Organism: Metarhizium album ARSEF 1941
Lineage: Eukaryota; Fungi; Ascomycota; Sordariomycetes; Hypocreales; Clavicipitaceae
Product: peptidyl-prolyl cis-trans isomerase
Exons: 5
Coding region: 1-342 (113 amino acids)
Molecular function (GO): peptidyl-prolyl cis-trans isomerase activity
Source: RefSeq, a predicted model, not a curated record